UGAGGAUAGAGGAUAAAUUAUUUUUUUUUAAUGAUGGGGAGAACGGCGACGGUGGCGGUUUGCACUUUGAACCAGUGGGCCAUGGACUUUGAUGGUAAUUUGAGAAGGAUUCUUGAGAGCAUCAAGGAGGCUAAGGCACAGGGGGCUAGGUUUCGCAGUGGUCCUGAGCUUGAAAUUACGGGAUACAACUGCGAGGAUCAUUUCUACGAAAACGACACGAAUCUCCACAGCUGGGAGGUCCUGGCAGUCCUCUUGAAAUCAAACAUAUGUGAGGAUAUUUUGAUAGACGUUGGAAUGCCAGUUAUGCACAAGAAUGUAACGUACAACUGUAGAGUUGCCUUCUUGAACAGAAGGAUAUUGCUGAUACGUCCGAAGAUGCAAAUGUGUGAUAGCUCGAUUUACAGGGAGGGAAGGUGGUUCUCAGCUUGGAGAAAGAUAAGAACAGUGGAGGAUUACUUCCUGCCGAGACAUAUAUCCCAAAUAACUGGUCAGACAGUUGUUCCCAUUGGCGAUGCUGUAAUUGCAACCAGAGAUACGUGCAUUGGUUUUGAAAUAUGCGAGGAACUCUGGCAUCCCGAUAGUAAUCACAUACCAAUGUCUCUGGACGGUGUGGAGAUCAUAUCGAAUGCCAGUGGAUGCAUGUUUGAGAUAAGAAAAGCGUAUACUGUUGUUGACAGGGUGAAGACAGCAGCGGCCAAGGCUGGUGGAUGCUACAUGUACAGUGAUUUCUUUGGGUGCGAUGGUGGGAGGAUGUUUUUCAUGGGAUUCUCAUCGAUUACUGUUAAUGGGAAUAUGAUUGGGCGGGCUAAGCAGUUCUCGUUGAGGGAGGUCGAGGUUACCACUGCCACUUUUGAUUUGGACUCCAUCAGAGCAUACAGAAACUGUAUCCGCUCGAGAACUCACUCAUCCGCCUCAAGUCCUGCUUACCCCCGUGUGAAAAUCGACUUCGCCUUGACCUCAGAAACCGAAAUAUGUCAAUUAUCAAGUGCCCGAGUUGACGUAGACUACAUCGUCGACGAAUACUCUGAGACAACUUCCCCGGAAAUUCUCUACUUCCGCCCGGAGGAGGAGAUCUGCAUGGCGCCAGCCUGUUGGCUCUGGGACUACCUGCGGCGCUCCUGCCAGGGUGGCUUCUUCCUCCCCCUGAGCGGUGGCGUCGACUCCUCCUCCGUCGCCUGCAUAGUUUACAACAUGUGCAGAAUGAUCGUUGAAGAAGUGAAGACUGGGGACACCCAGGUGUUGGCGGACGUUCGAAAAAUUGUGGGGGAUUGCGAUUACGUUCCAACGGAUCCUAAACAACUCUGCAAUACCCUUUUGGUGACUUGCUACAUGGCAACUGAGAACUCAUCAGCCCAGACGAAAGCUAGAGCUUCCUUGCUGGCGAAUCAGAUUGGCUCGUACCAUCUGAGCGUUGUGAUUGAUACUGCGAUCUCUGCUGUGUUGGGGAUCUUCCAACAAGUCGCCAAACACACCCCCAAGUUCAGGGUUCAUGGGGGUUCGCCUAGGGAGAACUUGGCCCUGCAGAAUGUCCAGGCGAGGAUGAGAAUGGUGGUAGCUUAUCUGUUUGCUCAGCUGAUGCUGUGGGUCCGGGGGAGACCUGGGGGACUUCUUGUCCUGGGGUCCAGCAAUGUCGAUGAGGCCUUGAGGGGGUACUUCACAAAGUACGAUUGCAGCAGUGCUGAUAUCAAUCCUAUUGGCGGGAUUUCUAAGGAGGAUUUGAAGAGGUUUUUGGUAUGGUUUGGAGAAAAAUACGGGAUAACUGCGAUAAAGCAGGUGCUUGAGGCAGUUCCAACAGCCGAGUUGGAGCCCUUGCAAGGAGGCCACCUGGUGCAGGCCGACGAAGUAGACAUGGGAAUGACUUACAAAGAGCUGUCAAUAUACGGCCGACUCAGGAAGGAUCAGUGUUGCGGGCCCUUCUCCAUGUUUUGCAAGCUGGUCCCCAUGUGGAACCACUGCACCCCUCAGGAGGUGGCUGACAAGGUCAAGCACUUCUGGAGGUGCUACGCCAUCAAUCGACACAAGAUGACGAUUCUCACCCCUUCUUGUCAUCUGGAGAGCUAUAGUCCGGAUGACAACAGGCAUGAUCACAGACAGUUUCUGUACAAUCACACCUGGAAGUGGCAGUUUGAUGCCAUUGAUGAACAGGUGAAGAGAGUUAGUGAGGAUGAUAAGGUGUCGAGGGGCAAGAGGGAAGCUCCGAAAGUACCUGCGAAGCCUCAGGUGUCUUAUGGCGGAGCUGGCAAUAGAACAUUCCCAGGAGUUGUAGUAUAACAAAUACUCUCAUGUCAAUCUCCUUUUUUGUUUCAAGCUCGUAGAGAACACGAUAAAGUGCCUCGUCUUGACGACUGAAAUCACCUAACGUGAAUAAAAAAAAAAUAUAACAAAUAUGCAAAAGACUAUU
Messenger RNA from Diachasma alloeum, 2401 nucleotides. It is a transcript of the gene Nadsyn, whose product is annotated as glutamine-dependent NAD(+) synthetase. NCBI's taxonomy places the organism in Eukaryota, Metazoa, Arthropoda, Insecta, Hymenoptera, Braconidae. Gene Ontology annotation, biological process: NAD+ biosynthetic process. The record is from RefSeq and is a predicted model, not a curated record. Gene Ontology annotation, molecular function: NAD+ synthase (glutamine-hydrolyzing) activity; ATP binding; glutaminase activity. Gene Ontology annotation, cellular component: cytoplasm.